ACCACUCCGCAUUAGGCGGUAUGCGGAGUUACUGGCCGGACCUCGCGCUUCACUUCGCCAUGCGGGGGCGGCUUCUGCUCCUGGGGGCUGCUGUCCUCCUGCUGGGGGGCUCAGGACGGGCCCACCCCACACCGACGCCUAACGCAUUCAACGGCUCCUCUUCCUCCUCGCACUCCCUGCGCCAUUUCUACACAUCUGUGUCGGAGCCUGGCCAGGGGCUGCCUCGGUUCAUCAUUGUAAGUUAUGUGGACGACCAGCUCUUUAUCCAGUACGACAGCGACACAAAGACUGUGCAGCCUCGAGUCCCCUGGAUGGAGAAGGUGGGGGAGGGGGAUCCCCAGUACUGGGACAGGAACACCCAGAGAGCACGUAACGCUGAGCAGAGCUUCAGAGUGGACCACGUGAACCUGCGGAAGUACUACAACCAGACUGGAGGGUUUCACACCUGGCAGCUGAUGUACGGCUGUGAGCUGAGGGGAGACGGGAGCAAAGGGGGGUAUGACCAGUCUGGCUAUGACGGGAGGGACUACCUCGCCUUCGACAAGGAGACCCUCACCUGGACGGCCGCCGAUGUCCCGGCACAAAACACCAAGAGGAAGUGGGAGGCUGAACGUGCCUUUGCCCAGCAUGAAAAGGCCUACCUGGAGGAGGAAUGCAUUGAGUGGCUGCGGAGAUACCUGGACUACGGGAAGGAGACUCUGCUGAGGACAGAUCCCCCCGUGGGGAAGGUGACGCGCGUGGCCAAGGCUACUCAUGAUGAGAUGGAGACCCUCGUCUGCCAGGCCCACGGCUUCUACCCCAAGGAGAUCGACGCCACCUGGACGAGGGACGGGGAGAACAUGGACCAUGUGACCUUCCGUAAAAGCGUUGCUCCCAAUUCGGACGGGACCUACCACACCUGGCUCAGCAUUGAGAUCGACCCCAAGGAGAGGGAUCACUACCGGUGCCACUUGGACCAUGCCGGCCUGUCAAAGCCUCUGGUCUUGGCCUGGGAGGAGCCUGAGGGAUGGCAGGUCAGCGUCAUUGUGGGAAUCAUUGUCGGGAUCUUGGCUGCUGUCCUGCUGGUCACUGGGAUCGUCUAUUGGAUCAGGAAACGGCGAGAGAAGGCAGCCUUUCAAGCAGUGCCUGGAAGUGACAAAGGAUCUGACGGCUCUGUCAAAACAUGAUAUUCUGUUGGAGGGUGAGGUGAGACCUGAAGACGUCCACCAAAAUGUUUGCUGAGAAAUUCCAGUGCUAAGAUGAGCUCCUGCUUGCCUUUGGCAGUGUUCGCUGUGCUACCUAAUCUUGGCCUAGCUGAUCUGACUCCCAACUGGAGUUGCUUUGAUCUGAGGGGAAAUGACGUUUUUAAGCUGAUUUUCAUUCAUAUUCGUUAUGAUCAGAAAUGUGCCAAAUAUAUGCAACUAGAGUAAUAAGUUUUCAAAGGGAAGAAAA
Molecule: messenger RNA, 1431 nt
Organism: Elgaria multicarinata webbii
Lineage: Eukaryota; Metazoa; Chordata; Lepidosauria; Squamata; Anguidae
Product: H-2 class I histocompatibility antigen, Q10 alpha chain-like
Exons: 8
Coding region: 21-1166 (381 amino acids)
Biological process (GO): immune response
Cellular component (GO): external side of plasma membrane
Source: RefSeq, a predicted model, not a curated record